ACAAACACACGGGGCAAACAUCACACACACACACACACACACACAGUUUCUCCCUCACUCUCCUCUAACUUGUGUGGGUAUGUUUCUAUCACUGAUAUAGAGCUGAGAGAGAACACACACACACACACGCACACUUGGAAACAAACAACCACAAUUGAACCUACUGUUCUCUCGCAGUCAAACAGUUAAGUAUAGACUGUGUAAACAUCGGGCGGCAAGAGGAGAACAGGAGAGGGGGAACAUGAGCCGAACUCUACCGCACAUGAGAGCUUCCCGCGCCAGGACGACGGGAGACGGCCAACAGCUUGAGCUGUCCUCUAUGGCAAGUCCUCCAGCCACUCCUCACGGUGCUCUGCGUCGCUUCCUCCUCCUCAAGUACAUCCAGACCCUGUUGCUCCCUCUGGGGAACGAGCUGCUGCUGGCCGUGGGAGCCUUGGCCAGCCUCCACACCCUGCUCCUGCUCUCCUCCCCGCGCCUCUCCCGCAAGGCCACCACGGUGCUGCUGGGCCAGCUGGCGUGGGCCGACGGCCUGCUGCUGCUGCGCUGGAGCCUGGGCCUUGAGUACAGCCUCGGCCCAGGCAAGGUGGGCCUCUCCCUGGGCGGCGGUGUGGAGACCGUGGCCUGGAUGAAGGAGGGCCUGCUGGACGCCCACCACCUGGCCAGCAUGCUGCUGCUGAGCUGCGUGAGCCUGGAGGCGCUGCUGGUCAGCCGCUGGGCCUCAGAGUCGCGACACCUACGCACGGUGCGGAGCGCUCGCCACGGCAGCGCUAUCAUCUGGACUGGAGUGGCAUUGCAGCUGGGGGUUCAGCUGGUGGGACACUGGGUGCAGCACUUAGGGGCUGAGGUGAUGGUGGAUGGCGGUGGGUCAAACGUAGCAGAUGUGGGGGAGUGGAGGUUAGAGGGGAGGGUUUUCAUGCAGAUUUGUGUCACUCUACUGUCACCCUCAUUGAUGUGUGCCGUGAAGCAAGGCCUACUCGCGCUGCUGUGGAUGAUGAACACUUGGGUACUCUUCACAGUGUUCUACCGUAGACCGCAGAAGAAGGGGAAGAGCUGCUACCACUAGAACUCUUCUGCUUUUUCUUCUUCUUCUUCUGCACGACCAAAAUAGUCAGGCUCCGGACAGGGGGGUGUUGUGUUUAUUGUAUUUUUUAUUUAUUUGUUUUAUGUUGUCUUGGUUGUUUAUUUAUUGACCCUGAACCCUGAGGAGUUGGUUGAUGUUUGCAUGCAGUUUCACUUUUUCCCAUUCCUCAAAGUGCCCCGCGACAUUGAGCAAAAGCUGAUGUCAUCCCUGUGGCAUUUUCUUUCUUAAGAGGAAGUGUGUGUGUGUGUUUGUG
Messenger RNA from Engraulis encrasicolus (European anchovy), 1334 nucleotides. RefSeq lists its product as uncharacterized. Bases 242 to 1063 code for a protein of 273 amino acids. The record is from RefSeq and is a predicted model, not a curated record. Lineage: Eukaryota; Metazoa; Chordata; Actinopteri; Clupeiformes; Engraulidae. The transcript has 2 exons.